AGCUGAUGGGCUCGAGCCCUUAUUUAUUCGGAGAACUGAGUGCUCCUGCAGAAAAGGCGUCUUGAAUCUCGGGAGGCUGCUGCAGGGAUGAACUCAAGCCAGCAGGAUGCAGACACCUGCGAUACACCAAGGAGAGAGGAGAGAGAAGGUCUUUUAUCAGCUGCAAGCCAGGCUGAGAGGGCCGACUCAACAUCAGGAUCAUCACCUGGUGAUGGAAUAAGAGGUUCCCUCGAGGCUCUCCGUCGGAGCAUGCAGCAAGUUUUAGAUAGUUGGUGGACGUCACGAGCCUGUCGAAGAGAGAUGGAGGAGUCGCUCCGGAGACUCAGAGCCAUCGAGGUGGAUCUCGCCCAACUACAGAGGCCACGAAGGCCGAGCCUGGAGCAUGAGAAGAGCUCCUUAGAGGAGCUGAGAGAAGAAAUCCAGAUUGGAAAGACCAAGUCUGUCUCCUUAUCACGGCGCUGGCUUGUGGAAACCUUCACGGAGGCAAACCAUGAAGCACCAACCUCCAGAAGAAGCAGUGUGUCGGAAGUGAUGUCUCCAAGGAUAUCAGCGAGGGCAGCUGAGGAGGAAAGCAGUGUGGCCAAAGAGCCGACGUUGAAGCACCUCGAAGAAGAGGCUGCUGACUUGCUAGAGCGAGCAGGGAUGCUCGACUUCAAUACUGUGGCAUGUGGAGAAGUGCCCGGAAUGAAAGGACAUCUUUUGCAGGUUUUAUUCAAGACCGCGGUGAAGCAGGAUGCAUUGCUGGAAAAGUUGGACCAGCAGGGCAAUCUCGUCUCCGAGGUCGAUUUCAACCAAUCGCUCUUCACCUUCUUGGGCAGAAUAGAAGAGAUGUAUUGCCCACAGAUACCGUACCAUACAGCCCUCCAUGCUGCAGAUGUGAUGAUGACCACGGAGUGGUUUCUUCGGGCGCCGACGCUAGCUUCCGAGGUCUCCGAGUUGGAUCACGUGAUGGUUCUGAUCGCCUGUGCCAUCCAUGAUGUUGGACACAAUGGCAGGAACAAUCUCUUUCACACGAAGACCAUGAGCCCAUUGGCGAUCACCUACAAUGACAAGAGCGUUCUUGAGAAUAUGCACGUGGCAUCCGCCUUCGAAGUCAUGCAGCAGGAUGCGCAGUACAAUUGGCUCGCCCACUUGCAGCAGAACUUCCUUCCAGAGAGUGCAUCCAAGGCUGUGAACUUGCAGCAGUACAUCCGAAGGGGAAUCAUUGACAUUGUCUUGGGCACAGACAUGGCCAAGCACAUCCAGCACCAGAAAUUUCUGGCUAGCCGCGUUGCCGCAGUGCAAAACCAAAACAAUGCCGAGGCUAAUGGUGAGACCAGCAAGAUGGAAUUUCUUGAGGCCAUCAUGCAUGCUGCCGACAUCUCUAACCCAUGCAAGCCCAGAAAGAUGAUGCUGCACUGGACUCAAAGAGUAAUUGAGGAGUUUUGGGCACAGGGUGACGAAGAAAUGCGACUCAACAUCGAGGUCAGUCCGAUGUGUGAUCGAAUCACGGGAGAAGACUCCAUUCCGAAGCAGCAAUUAGGCUUCAUUGACUUCGUGAUCACUCCCUACUACACGCCUUUGGCUGAAUUAAUCCCGGAGGUGAAAGAAGCGACCAAAAAUAUGUUGGACAACCGCUCCUUCUGGUUGGAGAAGGAAUCUCAGCAGGCUCAUUGCUCGCAUCUCUUCAAAGAGAAUGCCGAAGGAUGAGUAUUGCAGCAUCUCUGUACAUAAUCAGAUAUACCAAUUACUAGGCGAUCUCGCCCAAUUCAGCAUGGAGCUUUGUAGCUCUUCAGGAGCUCAGCGUUCCAGAUGUAUAACGUACCUUUUGCAUCUUUUUUUUGCAGGAA
Molecule: messenger RNA, 1829 nt
Organism: Durusdinium trenchii
Lineage: Eukaryota; Dinophyceae; Suessiales; Symbiodiniaceae
Source: the annotation of a GenBank genome assembly